GGUUGAAUAUUUGAAUUGCGUGCACAUUUUAUUAGUUGAAGAGCGAGAGCAAGUUCAAGCAUUUCAGUAGUAGUCCAAAAUGUUGCUCGUUUUCAUUCCUAACUGUGCAUUUAAUUAAAAGUGAACAUAAGAAAGAAAAAAAGAAAAGAACAAAACUAAAAUUAACCAAAAAAUUAAACCCGUUUUUAUGUUAUAUUCGAAUUCAAGAAACCCCAAAAAAUCCUCAAGUCCUUUGUGCUUUGUGUAUACAAAUAAUUCAAUCAAUUUUUCUCCAUCAGCAACCAUCAACCAUCGAAGGAGCUCUUAUAUGCACAUUCGAGAAAUCCUUUAACCCUUAAUUUUUUUUUUAGAAAAUCAGUGUUUGUGUAUAACAAGUGAACGCAUAAUCAAAGCUCCUUCAGAGUUUUUCAAAAAAAAAAUUGAAAAUAAAAAUAAAACAAGGUCCUUUAUAUUUUUGAAGUUAGUUUAAGGAAAGAUGCCAAGAGAAAAUGGCUUGAAAAUUGAAAAUUAAGAAUUAAAAAAAAGAAAAUGCUAAUUAGACGAAGAAGCAGAAGUGGCUAAGAGGAGAGGACCACUUUACCGUUAUCGUUGCUGUUGCUGUUGCCUAUGCCGUUGCCUGUUUUGUGGAAGUGGAAGUGAAUUUCGGUUAAAACAACAACAACACACACCCGUUCCAUUGUCGACGACUACGGACGGACGGACGGACGGGACGACCACUCUAACGGUGCAAGGAAAGGAACGAACGUACGAACGAACGAACGAACCAAGCAAAGAAGAAAAUUCGCCCAACUUAAUAGGAGGUAUAUCGAUUUUCACACAAAAAUAUGGCGGAUAUAUAUAAGCAAUGGGAUAGACAGAGACAGAGCACUGUUUUUUGGACCGAUAAAAUCCGAUAAAUUCCACUAGAAAGUGUAAAAGUCUCUCCUUUAUUUUUUAACCGUAUUUUUCUGGUGUCGUCCAUAUUCGUUGUAUUCUCUGUGUUUCUUUUAUUCCAAAAAAUUGGUUUUCGUUCGUUAUUUAGUCGGAAAUUCAAAUCAAAUUGCGGUCGUUUAGUGCGGUUUCCGGUUAAAGAAAAAUAAAAAAAAAAAGAAAAUGUCGAAAUAAAUCGUUGCCAGAGUCCGAUUCUGUAAUUCAUAAAAUGAAAAAGAAUAAUUGUGUGAAGUUUAUUUUGCAUGCCAAGUCGUUAACCGAUUUAUUUUUCACGGUUAACUGCACUUUUCCCGUAAUGUGAGGUGAUGUGAGGUGAGGUGAAUAGAAAAGAAAAAAAGAAGAAGCUUAAAAAAAGAGGAAGUUCUCUGCUGCUGGUGGCUAAUUAGAAGCUCAGAAGUCACUCAGAACUGCGAGCGAGCAUCUUACGUAAAAGGAUUCGCGGCGAAGAGUGCACUCGGGAAUUUAGUUUUAGUUUUUGUCUUGGUUUUUUUUUCGGUCGGAUUAAGGAACGAAAAAGGACGCAAGGAUUAAGACAGACGUGCGGAUAAAAGUGUAUUGGUCGCGAUUAAUCGGGCUUUUGGGGUUUGGGCGGGGGUUUUAAAGGGUGUUCUUUUUGUGUGUAAAAAAAAAGGAAAUACCGUGUGAUCUUGAUGCUCCUUAGACAGAGGAUACAGAAUCAAAAGAAGAAUAUAAAUAUACUCAAAUUACAUAAUAAUUGAUAUUACGCUAAUAAUCGAACAAGGACUUGGUGAUAUUUAAUAAACAAAAAUUAAUUAGUUUAAAAUAAAAAUUAAAGAAACAAAAAUAAUUAACAACCACCCUGUUGUAUGGAAAUCUUGUUGCUACCGUUAACGUCGUCGUUUCCGUUGUUGUUGGAGGCAGCUGUCUUUGUCUGGUUUUACUGUAGUAGCUGUGGCGGCAGUUAUAAAGGAAUUGGUGGAAAAAUUAGAAAUUCAAAAUGCAAAAAGAAAACAAUUCAGCCCCGGAAAAUCAUCAAUUUGUCGGACCUUACCGGUUGGAGAAAACCCUUGGCAAGGGUCAAACUGGUCUGGUUAAACUGGGUGUACACUGUGUGUUGGGAAAGAAAGUUGCCAUAAAGAUUAUCAAUCGAGAAAAGUUAAGCGAGUCGGUUUUGAUGAAGGUUGAACGUGAGAUAGCUAUUAUGAAAUUGAUAGAUCAUCCCCAUGUCUUGGGGUUGAGUGAUGUCUAUGAGAACAAGAAGUAUCUCUACUUGAUAUUGGAGCAUGUAUCCGGUGGUGAAUUGUUUGAUUAUCUUGUUAAGAAAGGACGUCUAACACCGAAGGAGGCAAGGAAGUUCUUUAGACAGAUUAUAUCGGCAUUGGAUUUUUGUCAUUCACAUUCAAUUUGUCAUAGGGAUUUAAAACCAGAAAACUUAUUGUUGGACGAGAAGAAUAAUAUUAAAAUUGCUGAUUUUGGAAUGGCAUCCUUACAACCGGCUGGAUCAAUGUUAGAGACAUCAUGCGGUUCACCACAUUAUGCUUGUCCAGAAGUUAUAAGGGGUGAAAAAUACGAUGGAAGGAAAGCGGAUGUAUGGUCGUGUGGCGUUAUCCUGUAUGCCCUGCUUGUUGGUGCUCUGCCGUUCGACGAUGAUAACUUGCGUCAACUUUUGGAGAAAGUCAAACGUGGCGUGUUUCACAUACCGCAUUUUGUGCCGCCCGAUUGCCAGAGCCUGCUGCGAGGAAUGAUUGAAAUAAAUCCCGAGAGGAGAUUAACUUUGUCGGAAAUCAAUCGGCAUCCCUGGGUAACGGCUGGCGGGAAGGGCGAACUCGAACUGGAGCUACCCAUGAUGGAGGUGGUGCAAACACACGUUAUACCCUCGGCGUCUGCCGUCGAUCCCGAUGUAUUAAAUGCUAUUUGUUCGCUGGGCUGUUUCAAGGAGAAGGAAAAACUCAUACAGGAGCUGCUCAGUGCUAAUCACAAUACAGAAAAGGUGAUUUACUUUUUGCUUCUCGAUCGAAAGAGACGACGUCCUGCUCUGGAGGACGACGAGGAGCUUGCAAAACCCCGCGCUGAAAUGGACACUCUGGAUCCACCAAGGAAACGUUUGGACACAUGUCGGAUAAAUGGAACGAAUUCUCCGACUUACGGGCAGAUUAGUGAAGGAUCUCCAUUGACACCAAGGAGACAAGCUUUUAAUUUCCGCUCCUAUAGCAGUUCCCGAAAUCACCAGCGUCGCUCACCUACUUCGGUUUCCUCCGUACGCUCAUCAUCAUAUCAUAGUCCGACACGGUGUAGCUCACCAAUCAACUCUUCACAGGCAAAUGUCAUCUCAAGGCCGUCCUCCCCAGCUCCAGGCACCCACUCAUCGAGACACUCUUCAUACACUUCUACGUCACAAUCGUCGAAUGCCAAUCGGACGGGCUCCCAGCAGACUUCUACGGUCUCAUGUCCAGGAAGCGGAGGGAGUCCAACAUCAGCAGCAGCAGCUGCUGCUGCAGCGGCAGCUUCGGCUCAAGCAGCAGCAGCAGCGGCUCAGGCAAAUGCCCAUCAUCGUGCUAAUUCUGGGCCAACAAUUGCCAUAAGUGUAUUUCAAGAUCCCGAAGCUAAUAGUGUUGUCAUGAACCCCACAGGAUCACCCCUUUCAAAUAAUGGUUCGCCAGUAAUGCCCGGUUCAGGGUGUAAUUCCCCUGGCGGACAAUUGUGGAAAACUCGUUUAACGAAUAUUAAAAAUAGUUUCUUAGGUAGUCCAAGAUUUCAUCGGAGAAAAUUACAAGUCUCUGCUGAUGAAGUCCAUUUAACACCGGAAUCUUCACCGGAAUUAACGAAACGUUCGUGGUUUGGAAAUUUAAUUACAACGGAAAAAGAUGAAACUUUUACAAUUUUGGUUAAAGGCAAACCUAUAGCGACGGUCAAAGCACAUUUAAUUCAUGCAUUUUUGUCCAUGGCGGAACUCUCCCAUAGUGUUGUAUCGCCAACUUCCUUUCGAGUUGAAUAUAAACGAAAUGGCAAUGGUCCUGUGAUGUUCCAACGACAUGUUAAAUUUCAGGUUGAUAUAAGUGCCAUAUGUAAGCAAGGUGAUAUUGCUGAUAUGUUAUUUGCUUUAACUUUUACCCUAUUAUCAGAACGUCUUUCAGGCAACAUUCGACGUUUUCGAAGAAUUUGUGAACACAUCCAAUCGCAAGUGUGUUCGAAACGUUAUCCAGGUCCUAGUAGUCCACCAAAUAUUCCAACAGUAACACAAGCUGUAUCGGAAAGUUCCUCAUGUGGUUCUGUUUCUAGUGAACGAUUGUGUUUUAAAAGACAAAUUGAAAACGAACUAGAAAGUGAUAAUAUAUUCACAUAUAAGUCAGGAAAUGGCCGGCGUGCAUCGACUACGAAUAAUAAUAAUGCUAAUCCAGAUAUUCCUGGCAGUCCAAUUGCUGUGAGAUCAAAAUUGCUUUCCAGUUCUGAAUCCGCUGAACACGACCGAAAUCGCGAUCAUCAAACCGAACAGCGUCAGGCGACAACAAUGUCCGGAAGUGCAAUAGCAUGAGAAUUAUUUCUCUGAUUUAGUUCAAUUUUUGAAUUAUUUUUUUGGAAACCAAAUAAUAACCAAGACAUCAUCAACAAUAGCAGCAACAAUAAUAACUUCAACAACAACAACAAUACCAAUGACAUCAACGAUAAGCUAUUUAUCAAGUCAACUUCUUCAACUCCAACCAAAUCAACUAGAAAGUCAAAAAAACGAACGCGAAUACAUGACAGCAACAAUUUGUUGCAUUCAGAGCAAUCGUUAACUUCAAUGUCAUCGCACAGAAGAUCUGGAGCUGGACGUCGUCAUUACAUCGCCGCUGGAUGCCGAAUGGAUGCAUUGUCAGAGGACGGAAGUGACUAUAGUACACCAUCGGAUGUUGCAACAGAUGAAAUUACAUCAUCACCAACAACAACUACAACAACACCUAAUCAAAGUAAUUAUAAUGCACAUUUUCGUCGCCAAAAACAACAAUUGCAAUUGCAGCAAAAACAAAUGCAUCGUCAAUUGCAGUUGAAACUCAAACAACAACAACAACAGCAACAUCACCAACAACAGCAGCAGCAAGCCAAUAGCUUAGUACUGAAUGCUUCCAUUGGCUUUGUGCGUUUCUAUUAUUUCUAUCUCCUUCUAAUAAUAUCUGUAACUAUUGUAAUUAUAAUAAUUAUGAUUGCCGCCAAUUUCAAAAGUAUUAGCAAAAUUUUUUAUACGCCCACCACUAUGACCACGCCCACUAUAAAUAAAUUUAGAUGCACUCAAACUAUUUCUACUUCAACUACUACUAGUACUUCUACUACAACUUCCACCACCAGCCCUAAACAUGACAGCUGUUCUAGCUUAAACACAGCGCCGCCGCCGGCUAAUGAUGGCAGUUUUAACGAACUUUUACUACGUUUAUAGAGUACACACAACAACAACAAAAGAUAUAAAUAAUUAUGUAAUAAACAACAAAAGUAUUAUGCAAAUAAAUUAUACCUAAAAUUAUAAAAAAUAUUUAAAACACAGGGUGUCUCGAAAGUGUGGGCAGCUUUGCUAUAGUUUGCUGUCGAAUAUUAUAUAAGAAAAACAAAAAUGCUUUAAGUCCCGGAAAACAAAUUGAAAUUUCAGUUAGUAAAAAGCCUUAAAUAAGAAUGCGUUCCAUGUUCCAGAUUAUUUUUAUACAGCCACGAAAAAUCCCCAUUUUACAUGGAUCUCUUCUAAAAAUGUCCUCAAAUCUCCUGCGCUGCUUCUUAGCAACAGCCCUCACCUUUGCGAGCUUACCCUGUAUAAAAUUUCAAAACUAUUAUCCACUACACUUAAUCCAAAAUACGCGCGCGCUAUCUGGUGGCGAAUAUAUUUUAUAUACAAAAAUAAAACCUUCUUCUUAUCUUUUUUGCAUUGAGCUUUACAGAUAAAUAAAAAAAAAAGAAUUAAAAUGACAAACAAAAUUAUUAUGCAGGACGAUCAUACAAAAGCAAGAAAUUUAAUUUAUUUUUUUUUUACAACAAAAUAUAAAUAAAAUAUAUUUAAAAAUAAAAAAAACCUAUGCCAUUGUAAUUAUUAAAUAAAUAAAAUUAAAAUUAAUCCAUGCAUAUGAUUAUAAUUAAAAAUUUAAAUGCCUAAUACAUAAAAUACCAAUGAAUGAGAAUAUUAAAACAAAAUUAAAAUUAAAAAUAAAGAAUAAUUGAAAUUGUUAGCUUUUUUGAAUAAGAUUGUAAAAUAUUAAAUUUAAAAAUAAAAUUAAAACAAAAACAAAAAAAUUACACUUACCUAUGAAAAUUAUUGUCCUAUACCGUAAAAAUAAAAAUUAAAAUAUAAUUACUAUUAUUAUUAUACAACAACAAAAGAAAAAAGUAAAAAUUAAGAACAUUAUUUCUUAUAAUAUCACAUUUUAACAAAACACACAAAAACCAAAAAACCAAAAACACAGCAUCAACAUUUACAAUAAAGUAAAAUUAAUAAAAAUUGGAAGUAAUGACGCCAUCUAUGAACGUAGUAAUUGUUUACCAACAAGAUCCUUUUUUGUUUUUAAAUUAUUUUAUUAAAUUCCUUUUUAAGUUAAAUUUUUAUUUCUUACUUAUUUUAAUUUCUAGAAAAUUUAUGAAAAUAAUUAAAAACAAAUAAAUUAAAAAUAAUUAUCAAAAAAAAAGGAUACAACAUUUUUUGACGAUAUUUGCGAGUAUGCUCACCGAAGGACUUGUAUAAUGUAUAUGAUAUUAAUUAAUAAAAAUGAAGCAUUAAUCACAAUUUAAACAACAAAAAUAAAAUUAAAAAUAUAAUUAAAUAUAAACAUAAAUAUACAUAUGAUUAAAAACAAAUUAUUAUUUUUAUUAUGUACGUAAAAAAAAUAUGUAAAAUUCUUUUGUUUGUUUAUAGGUUACAUUUGACAAUAUAAAAAAUAAAACAAAAAAAGAAUUAAGUGAGAACAAAAGAAAAACUAAGGAAAAAAGAAUUAAAUAAUAAACAAUUAUUUGUAUUAUUUUAUUUAUUGUUUUAGUUUUUGUGCUAAUUGUUAUAUAUAUACAUAAUUAAAAAAAAUAUAUAUAUUUUAAGCUUUUUUCAAAUCACACUCGUUUUGCAAUACA
This is a messenger RNA of Eupeodes corollae, 6966 nucleotides long. RefSeq names its product serine/threonine-protein kinase BRSK1 (gene sff). The record is from RefSeq and is a predicted model, not a curated record. NCBI's taxonomy places the organism in Eukaryota, Metazoa, Arthropoda, Insecta, Diptera, Syrphidae. The coding region runs from base 1889 to 4423 and encodes 844 amino acids. Gene Ontology annotation, molecular function: protein serine/threonine kinase activity; tau-protein kinase activity; ATP binding. The transcript is spliced from 16 exons. Gene Ontology annotation, biological process: microtubule cytoskeleton organization; protein phosphorylation; intracellular signal transduction. Gene Ontology annotation, cellular component: cytoplasm.